AUCAUGAAAAUUGGUACAUGUAGGGAGUAUGUUCGUUUAUUUUCAACCAAACGAAUUGUACCCAAAAUUUGUAUUGUUGGUGCGGGACCAGCAGGUUUUUAUGCUGCACAACAUUUACUGAAGAAUUCCAGUGAUAUACAUGUGGAUGUAUUAGAAAAAUUACCAGUACCAUUUGGAUUGGUACGUUUUGGUGUAGCUCCAGAUCAUCCAGAAGUGAAAAACGUUAUUCACACUUUUGAGAAAAUAGCAUCUAAUCCACGCUUUCAAUUUAUAGGAAACGUUAACGUAGGAAAGGAUGUUACCAUAAAACAAUUACAAGAAAUUUAUCAUACAGUUCUGUUGGCAUAUGGUGCAGAAGAGGAUAAAGAAUUUCAUAUAGCUGGAGAAAAUUUGAAUAAUGUAAUAUCAGGACGACGCUUCGUCGGUUGGUACAAUGGAGUACCAGCAGAUAGCAAUAUAAAAGUUAACUUAGAUGUAGAAGAAGCAGUUAUACUAGGGCAAGGUAAUGUCGCCAUAGACAUUGCAAGAAUUUUAUUAACACCAAUAGACAAAUUAAAGAAUACUGAUAUAACAUCAUUUGCAUUAGAACAAUUGUCACAAAGUAAAGUACGCAAAGUUUCAUUAAUAGGAAGGAGAGGACCAUUACAAGCUGCAUUUACAAUUGCUGAACUACGCGAAAUAAUAAAGUUGGAAGGUUGUACAACUUAUUGGCGUUCAGUUGAUUUUGAAGGUAUAAAACCUAUUGUUGACACCUUAGCAAGGCCUCGGAAAAGAUUGACUGAACUUAUGCUGAAGUCGUUAAACGAAACAAGUACAAAUACAAAGUCCAGUGUCAAAGAGCUGCAUCCAAUAUUUUUAAGAAGUCCAGUAGAAUUUUUAGGUUCCAAUAGUGUUACUGGCAUCAAACUAUCAAUAAAUAAACUUCAAGGGAGUAAUUUACUUAAACAAACUGCAAUACCUACUGAGUCGUUUGAAGAGAUUCCAUGUGGCUUGGCGUUGCGUAGCAUUGGCUACAAAUCUGUUCAGAUAGAUUCAUCAGUACCAUUUGAUACUGAACUUGGCCGUAUCAAAAAUUCGACCGGCAAAAUUGCAGAUAAUCUUUAUGCUACAGGUUGGGUUGCAACGGGUCCUGUAGGUGUUAUAUUAUCAACAAUGACAAAUGCAUUUCACGUUGGUGGAUUGAUGAGUAAAGAGCUAUCAUUUACAGAAAAUAAACCGGGAUCAGUAGAUUUAUACAGAAUUCUGAAUAAGAAAGGUAUACAUUCAGUAUCAUAUAAUGAUUGGGAAAAAAUUGAUAAAGUAGAGUGUGAGAGAGGAAAAAGAUUGGGUAAACCGAGAGAAAAGAUAGUUGAUAUUAAAGAAAUGUUAGAAAUAAUUACAAGACUUGUGACACCAGUGGACACCAGUCAAAAUGAAAGCCCGUUCUUACAUCAUCCUGUUCAAUGGUCGGUUCACAGCGCCUGA
Messenger RNA from Dufourea novaeangliae, 1464 nucleotides. It is a transcript of the gene dare, whose product is annotated as NADPH:adrenodoxin oxidoreductase, mitochondrial. Gene Ontology annotation, biological process: ubiquinone biosynthetic process. The transcript is spliced from 5 exons. NCBI's taxonomy places the organism in Eukaryota, Metazoa, Arthropoda, Insecta, Hymenoptera, Halictidae. Gene Ontology annotation, cellular component: mitochondrion. Bases 4 to 1464 code for a protein of 486 amino acids. The record is from RefSeq and is a predicted model, not a curated record.